AUGUGCUUGGCUUGCUCUUGCCAAUGAUUUGUAGAGCGCUUGGGCUUUCCUUUAUAUAAAAAUGGCGAGUCGUAGUGGGCCUUCAAGGCGCGUUCCAGAGAAUGAAGCUGCGAUCACUUACGUACAAUGUGAUGGAUUGGCGGUGAUGAAAAUUGUGAAACACUGUCAUGAGGAAUCCUGCAGCAACAUGGAAGUGGCCCAGGGGGCGCUGUUGGGUUUGGUGGUGGAGAAUCGGCUGGAGAUCACCAACUGCUUCCCGUUCCCAAAACAUGAUGAUACUAUGGAUGAGGAGGAGUAUCAGCUUGACAUGAUGAGACGGCUGAGGAGAGUGAAUGUUGAUCACUUCCAUGUUGGAUGGUAUCAAAGUGCAGAUGUCGGGAACUUCCUAAGCCAGUCUCUGCUGGAGUCGCAGUAUCAUUAUCAGACCUCUAUUGAGGAGAGUGUUGUUGUCAUUUACGACACAAAGAAGUCUGCUAGAGGAUUCCUCACCCUGAAAGCCUACCGCCUGACUCCUCAGGCCAUUGCUAUGUACAAGGAGGGUGACUACACACCAGAGGCUUUGCGUAACUUGAAGAUUGGCUACGAGAGCUUGUUCAUUGAGGUUCCCAUUGUGAUUCGCAACUCGCCCCUGACUAAUAUCAUGAUGUCAGAGCUGUCCGAGAUGAUUCCUGAGGAGGAAGGUUACAAGUUCCUGGAUCUUGGUACUGCAUCUGUGCUAGAAGGCCAACUGCGCAGCCUCAUGGAACGUGUUGAUGAGCUAAACCAGGAGGCCAUCAAGUUCAACCGUUACCAGCAGCUGGUGGUCAGGCAGCAGCAAGAGAAGCACCGUUGGUUGCUGAAGAGGGCCCAGGAGAAUGCUGCCAGAGCAGCCAAGGACGAGCCCCCGCUACCUGAAGAGGAUGUGAACAAGCUCUACAAGCCUCACCCCGUUCCGCCUAGACUGAACCCCAUGAUCGUGGCCGGCCAAAUCAAUACGUACAGCCAGCACAUCAGCCAGUUCUGCUCGCAGAGUCUAGCUAAGCUGUAUCUCACCCAAGCGCUUCAAAGUGCCAAGGACACGAAACAGAAUAAUUAAACUUUUUAUUGGCAAUAAAUUGGUACUAUGUA
Molecule: messenger RNA, 1107 nt
Organism: Aricia agestis (brown argus)
Lineage: Eukaryota; Metazoa; Arthropoda; Insecta; Lepidoptera; Lycaenidae
Gene: eIF3h
Product: eukaryotic translation initiation factor 3 subunit H
Exons: 5
Coding region: 62-1075 (337 amino acids)
Cellular component (GO): cytosol; cytoplasm; eukaryotic translation initiation factor 3 complex
Molecular function (GO): metallopeptidase activity; translation initiation factor activity; protein binding
Source: RefSeq, a predicted model, not a curated record